AUGCGCACCGCGCCCCACGAGUUCUACGGCGGCGCGAUGGUGGCCACGCCCAGCGUGGACCUCGACGUCGACGAUGGCGGCUCGUCCCCCACUUAUUUCACCGCGCGGCUAUCACGAGCGGCGGGUUCCGCAGCCAGCGCCGUGGCGGGCCUGCCGGAGACGAUGGUGACCACGGGGGGCGACGGCGAGGAGACCUGCUGCGCGGUGUGCCGGGAGGGGUACGAGGCCGGCGACGCACUGAGGACGAUGCCGUGCGCGCCCGCGUUCCACGGGGAGUGCAUCGUGGAGUGGCUCUCGGUCAGCAGCUUCGGCCCGCUCUGCCGCUUCAAGCAGCCUACCCAGGAGGAGGAGGACGCCGCCGCCCAACACCAACAGCCGGCAAGCCAGCUGGGAUAG
Molecule: messenger RNA, 396 nt
Organism: Panicum virgatum (switchgrass)
Lineage: Eukaryota; Viridiplantae; Streptophyta; Magnoliopsida; Poales; Poaceae
Product: E3 ubiquitin-protein ligase RDUF1-like
Exons: 1
Coding region: 1-396 (131 amino acids)
Biological process (GO): ubiquitin-dependent protein catabolic process
Molecular function (GO): ubiquitin protein ligase activity
Source: RefSeq, a predicted model, not a curated record